Messenger RNA from Puccinia triticina, 2481 nucleotides. RefSeq lists its product as uncharacterized. The record is from RefSeq and is a predicted model, not a curated record. Gene Ontology annotation, molecular function: oligopeptide transmembrane transporter activity. Gene Ontology annotation, biological process: transmembrane transport. The transcript has 26 exons. Lineage: Eukaryota; Fungi; Basidiomycota; Pucciniomycetes; Pucciniales; Pucciniaceae. The coding region runs from base 1 to 2481 and encodes 826 amino acids.
AUGUCCAAAAACCCAGCGGGAUACGUCAAAGUUGGCACACACGAUCCAUCAGAGGCGUACGAUGAUGUACAAGCUGAACAAGAAGGGGAUCUCUUGCUCCGGCCGAUCCUGCACGAUGAGAUCCUGGACCGGGCUUCUUCGCACGACACUUCCAAAGGGAUAACCGAGGCUAAGAAUCGAAGCGGCAGGAUCUCGAUCUCCUCACCAGUUCAGUCCGAUGAGUUUUCUGAGGAUCAGCAAGACAAGAGGCCCAAGCACCCCGAAGGGAGCGCCGAGAAUAUGGUUGCAAAAGUGGUACCCGAGACUGAUGACCCGACAAUGUUGACCAACACGAUUAGGGUAUGGCUGAUCGGUGGUGCAUUGGGUGCGAUGGGAGCAGGCAUCAAUCAGAUUUUCUUCUUUAAAUCCAACGGGAUUGGUUUUGGGGGAUUUUUUAUCACCCUUGUGAGCUAUGCAGCUGGAAAAUUAAUGGCUGCCACGUUACCUGCUUGGAAUAUUCAACUGCCCAAUCCAUUUGGAUUUAUCUCUACAAGCAGAACGAAUCGAUGGCUUUUCGAGGUUUCCUUAAACCCUGGUGAUUUCAGUGUAAAGGAACACAUGUUGAUCGGUGUCUUGGCCGGAUGUGCCUCUUCAGCCGCCUAUGCCGGAGAUAUAGUAGCCGUUCAAGACCUUUAUUAUCAUCAAGAUAUGGGGCAUUUCGGGGCUUUACUCCUGAUUUUAUCUACCCAGCUGCUGGGAUUUGGUUUGUCAGGCUUGACGUAUUCCAUUUUGAUUCGACCUACCGCGAUGGUUUGGCCGAGUUCAUUGGUGGUGGUCACGCUUUAUAACACCCUUCACGCGGUUGGCGAUGGUACUCAGGAAAGCAGAGAUUUCACCAAGGCUCGAAUGAGAUUUUUUACGAUGAUCUUUAUAAUGAUCUUCGUGUAUCAAUUUUUGCCAUCCGUUUUGGCCCCUACUCUUACCAGCAUCUCGAUCAUAUGUAUUAUCAACAACAGAUCUACAUUCAUGAGGGUUUUAGGUUCUGCAUGUGAGCUUAGAGUAGGAAUAUUCAGAUUUUUCAACAGCAUUAGAAAAGCAGAACUUCGUCAGCUGACUGAUCGACCUUUUAGAUACCGGAGCUGGUCUAUUAACCGUCUCGCUGGAUUGGACCGUCAUUGGAUCAGCUCUCUUUUCACGCCAUUCUUCGCCUCUUUUAACUACUUCGGGGGCAUGGCGUGCUCGAUGUGGAUUUUCGUCCCGUUGAUGUGGUAUUUCGAUAUUUGGAAAAAUCGAAGCUUUGGGGAUAAUGCUGUCUCUGCUCGGCUAUUUGACCAAAGCUAUAAAAAGUAUAACGUGUCGGCUGUGGUAAAGCCAGAUUUUACAUUAGACGAGCAAAAGUUUCAAGAGCUGGGGCCAAUUCAAUUGACGCCAUAUUUCGCAGUCUCGUAUGGUGUUAGCUUUGCGGUCUUGACAUCUGCCGUUGUGACCGUCUUUCUAUUUCACUCUGACGACAUCAAGUCCGCCCUUUCAGCCCGGAACAAAACAUCCACUGAUGUGCAUGUUGAAAUUAUGGAGAGGAAUUACGAAAACGUGCCUACAAGUUGGUACGCAUGGAUCGGCGGCACAAUGUUUCUUGCUUCGAUAUUCGUUGUCUGGUUUUAUCCACUACAGUGUCCUGUUUGGGCAUUAUUGCUAGCACUAGGAAUGGCGACUCUCUUCAUUAUCCCAAUGGGCAUCAUCAAUGCAACCACCAACACACAGAUUGGAUUGAAUGUGAUCACUGAGUUUGUUGCAGGAAUUCUACUACCUGGAAGACCUUUGGCAAAUAUCACAUUCAAAGUGUACGGCUACAUGACCAUGAGUCAAUGUCUCGAUCUGGCGUCCGAUUUGAAAUUAGGAAUUUAUGCUAAAAUACCACCCAAGGAUAUGUUUACAUUUCAGAUCGUCGGGACUUCGAUAGGAGCAGUGAUCAAUUAUAUAUUCAUUCGUUCAGUGAUCGCAGACAAGAGAGAGAUGUUGGAUGGUACGGUAGUAGAUCCAAGUGGUCAAUGGACCGGUCGGAAGCCAGAAGUAUUUUACUCGGCCUCAGUGAUUUGGGGGUUGAUUGGACCCCUCAAAUUCUUUUCUGGUAAAUAUAGGGUCUUGUUUUGGGGAUUUCCAAUCGGCGCUCUCCUACCUAUCAUACCUUGGUUCAUGUCACGGAAUAAUCCCAAAAGUGCAUGGAGAACGCUAAGCAUUCCGCUUUUUCUUCAUGGCGCCAUCACACCUCCCCAGAUCCCCACCAAUGUCAUAGGUGUGGGGUUUCUAGCAGCCUUUAUGUCGCAAUAUUGGGCACUGAAGUAUCGUCCAAAAUGGUUCGAGAAAUAUAACUAUGUGCUCUCGAGUGCACUGGAUGCCGGGACCAGUUUGAACGCGUUGGCAGUCUACUUGCUUGGUUUAGAGGCGGCGCACUCAUGGUGGAAUCCGACAAGUGAUGCAGAACAUUGCAAACCUGGAUCAUAA